Molecule: messenger RNA, 2125 nt
Organism: Pungitius pungitius (ninespine stickleback)
Lineage: Eukaryota; Metazoa; Chordata; Actinopteri; Perciformes; Gasterosteidae
Gene: tank
Product: TRAF family member-associated NFKB activator
Exons: 7
Coding region: 702-1736 (344 amino acids)
Biological process (GO): canonical NF-kappaB signal transduction
Source: RefSeq, a predicted model, not a curated record
UCGUGCGGUUUGAGGAAUACGGAACUGUGGAUUAGUGUUUUUAAAUGACAUGUUUUGUCAAGGUGCUUCCCUGCUGCGCCUCGGUCGUUAGUGUUGCUGCAGUGCAACUCGCUUUGCUGUCGUCCCGGAGCCGUUUGGUGUGACGGGGUUAACCUUAUGUGUGUUGGGGGUUUAUCAAUAAUCGAUGACCGCUCUAGAGGUGAGACUGACAUCGGCCUCUUGCUGGUCUCGGCUUCAUCUCCACUCCGCUUGUAAACUUUUAGACAAAGUAAGCGUGCUGCUCUACCUGCUUCCAAAGUUGUUUGAAGGUCUCUGCUGGACAUGAUCACACAAAAACAUGGAAGGCUUGUUUGUUGUCAUGACUUUUCAAGGGUUUAGUUGCUCAUCAACGUCAUCAUUUCUUAACGAAUUAGAACGAGGCACUUUGCAAUUCACUGUAAUAUCUUACUCGGUUUUGUGAUUGCAUUCAUAUCUUACUUUAAUCAAACAAAUAAUUUGUCAUCUCUCUAAGGAGUUAUUAAGCUCUUUGUACUAUUAUUUGUACAAUGUAAAAGAAGCAAAAGGGUUCACUAACUAAAAUGGUCUGUCUUUCAGGGUGUGUUUCAUUUCACUGUAAAUUUGAAAGUUAAAAACACUGACAUCUGGGUUUCACUUAUAGGGCUCAUGUCUGCUGUGUCAGGGAUGAUUGUGGAGCACACGGCAUGGAAAAGAACAUCGGAGACCAGCUCAAUAAAGCUUUUGAAGCUUAUCGCCAGGUCUCCAUUGAAAAGGACAAUGCCAAAAAGGAGCUGGAACAAAUGAGUGAACACUAUGAGCGAUACACUCGAAAACUUCAAAAGCAGAUCCAGGACCAGCAGCAGUUGAUUUCAAAACUUGAAGCUAAGUUAUCAGCAAAAAGGCAACCAUCAGGGGAGAUGAAAUGCGAGCCUUGCAACCAUCUCGCUGAUGGGGCCAGCGCUUAUAUGAAAAUGCAGCACUUGGAGAAAACUGACACUGUUGCUUCUAGUUGUCCAGUCAACAGCAGCUUUGACUAUCAGGACAUGCUGAAAGCAUUUGAAGCCAUUCAAGGGAAAUUCCGGCAGAUUCGCUCUCUAACCAGGAGACAAAAAGAUCACCUUAAAAGGUUCCAUGGAGGAAGCAGUGCAUCAAACGAUCAGUGGUUCUCCAUGCCCAUCCAGUGCACGGACCGCACGGCAGAGAGGCCCUUUUCCUCGCCGCUGAGGUCAGCGGUGGCUGCCCCGCCGCCGCCGCCCAUGCCGCCCCCCAUGCCUCUGGCGUCUCGCUGCGCCAGCCCCGAAGACAAGGACCUAGAAGACUCUCUCACCAAACUCAGUGUCAAGUUCCCGCCCUCCGCGGACAGCGAAUACGACUUUCUGAACAGCGCUCCGGAGAGACACAGCGGCCUGGCCGUGUUCCUGAAGCGGCCUCCCCGCGGCGUCCCCUCCACACUGACAGAAGAGGAGCCCGUGAAACUGCCCGCGCCUUUUGUCUACCCUCCAUCACCCACCCACGCGCCAUCGUCCCCGCUCUCCCAGGAGAGCGUGCGGGGACCCCAGCAGCCUCUGUGGAGCCCCGAGCCGGGUGAUGCGGUUGACGUGGGAACAGAGCUGGCGACGCCUCAGAGCAGCAGUCCUGAUAAAUGUGCUUUCUGCCACGCUGUGGUUCCCCAGGACCGAAUGAACAGCCACCUCUACUCGCAUUUCUCCGCUAAGAAUGAAACCGACACUUGCCGGUGAAGACAGAGACCGACGCCGGGGUCAGGGGCCUCGGCUGCUCCCAUACUUACGGUAUCGGAGGUCUAGUCCUGUCUGCCUCAAAGAACACGCGGCGUAAUGGAUUUGAAAUGACACUGCAAGAAGACUUGGAUCCAUUUAUUUAAUAUUGAAGAAUUGACUGCUUUACUUUCUUGCCCAUUAUAUUCUUCAAAUGUCACGCUGAGAUUUAACAAGUGAUGACAAUACGUAACAUGAAAUGUGUGUGUGUGUGUGUAUAUAUAUAUAUAUAUAUAUGGGGCAAAUAAAGCAGACAUAUAAUCUGUUUUUUAUCAUUUUGAUAAUUUUCAAUAUGGAAACAUGAAACAGGUUGGCAGUCAAGGCCAUAAAGUGUAUUAUUACAUAAAUAUAUA